AUGCCCAUCCCGAAGCAAAUCAUUGAACAGGUCAAGCAGCUCAUCCCGCCUCUGAACGGCUCCCUUCACAAGGGCCAGUCAGGCCGCGUAGGUGUACUCGGAGGUGCUCUGGACUACACCGGCGCGCCGUUCUUUGCAUCCAUGUCCGCAUUACGCAUCGGCGCCGACCUCUCUCACGUCAUCUGCUCACCCACCGCGGCCGGCGCGAUAAAGUCCUACUCUCCCGACCUGAUCGUCCAUCCGAUCCUCCGCGAGGACCAGACGCCCGAGGCCCUACGACCCACCCUCUCCUCCCUGCUCGAGCGCCUCCACGUCUUGAUCAUUGGCCCCGGUCUGGGGCGCGAAGACUAUAUGCAGACGUUCGCGAAGCUCGCACUGAACAUCGCCAAGGAGCAGGACAUGUACAUCGUCCUCGACGCGGACGCGCUGUGGAUGGUCGGCCACGACCUCGCCCUCAUUCGGGGCUACCGCAAAGCCGUCCUCACGCCCAACGUGAUGGAGUUCAAGCGGCUGAGCGAGAGUGUCAAAGUCGACCCCUCUGUGCCUGCCGACGAGCGCGCCAUGCGCAUCUCACGGGCUCUCGGUGGCAUCACGAUUCUCGAGAAGGGCAAGGCAGAUAUCAUCGCGACAGACACGGGCAGCUCGCUCCAUGGGCAGGAGUCGACAGAAGAGCAGUUGAGCGUGGACGUCCCCGGGGGGCUGAAGCGGUGCGGUGGCCAAGGCGAUAUCCUGAGCGGCAACGUCGGUGCUCUGCUCGCGUGGGGUAAAUGCUAUGAGACGGGGGCCUUUGGGGACAAGACGUUGUCGAUCUCGCGUAUCCCGCUGCUUGCGGCGGUCGGCGGCUCGAUGGUCACCCGCACUGCGUCCCGACGCGCCUUUGACAAGCAGGGAAGAGGUGUUGUCACGCAAGAUAUGCUCGCCGAGAUCGGUAGUGCCUUCGCGGAGACAUUCGGCAGCGCGGGGGAGAAGGGCUGGGGAUCGUCCGGCGACGCCGGGAAGCUGUAA
This is a messenger RNA of Postia placenta MAD-698-R-SB12, 1005 nucleotides long. RefSeq lists its product as hypothetical. Gene Ontology annotation, biological process: metabolite repair. Lineage: Eukaryota; Fungi; Basidiomycota; Agaricomycetes; Polyporales; Adustoporiaceae. Bases 1 to 1005 code for a protein of 334 amino acids. The transcript is spliced from 8 exons. Gene Ontology annotation, molecular function: ATP-dependent NAD(P)H-hydrate dehydratase activity. The record is from RefSeq and is a predicted model, not a curated record.